This is a messenger RNA of Linum tenue, 1155 nucleotides long. The record is from the annotation of a GenBank genome assembly. Lineage: Eukaryota; Viridiplantae; Streptophyta; Magnoliopsida; Malpighiales; Linaceae.
AUGGAUUCCCAAAGCAUUCGUGACCUUGAGUCGGAGAAGAAGAUUUGGUCAGGUCAAUGUCGUGUUUCCAGAAUGUGGGUUGGGGUGAAUGUACAUACAAACAAAGUUCUCCAUCUUGACCUCAUUUUGAUGGAUUCAAAGGGCAAUGAUAUCUGGGUACAAAUCCCUCCUGUGUUGAUAGAAAAGUUUAAGACGAUGCUGAAGGAGAACCAUGUUUACAUUAUCAAGAACUUCGAUAUCAAUACAACUGGACUGAAAUAUCGACCUAUUGGGAAUCCAUAUUUGAUACAAUUUAGUAGGAAGACAACUGUUCAUCAUGUUCCUGAAGUUCCUGCAAUUCCAACCUUCAAAUUCAGUUUCCUAAAUGCAAGUCAGAUGGCGGGCAAAUUGGGUCAUGUUGAGAUCCUUUCAGAUGUUGUUGGUCAACUGCGCACACAUUCAGAUGCAAUUACUACUACCAGCCUUACUCGGAAAACUAUGAGGAAAGAGCUCACACUGCAACUGAUUGAGGGUGAUGUUGUCAAAGUAGUUAUUUGGGGAAGAGUUAUUGAACAGUUUGACAAGAUUAUUGAUGCUCAUGGUGAUGAUCAGAAUAUACUGGUUAUUUCAGCUGUUAGUGUGGGUGACUUCAAAGAUGAGUUAUCAUUUUCAUCAUCCGGGUCAACAGUUGUGUAUCGUAACCUCGAUAUUCCAGCUGUCAAAGCUUUUGCUACCGGAUACCGUGUUCAACUUGAAGUCCAAAGUGAUUUGAAGUCAGCAGUAUUUGUACUCUUUGAGUAUGAAGGGAAGCGAUACUUUGGAUUGAGUGGUCAUGAACUAUUCCUGAAAAAUGGGCAGAAUGGUGACUUGCCACCUGAUGAAUUGCUUCAACUGGUAGGUGUGACCAAGAGAUUCCAUGUCAAAUUCAAGAUCAACCUUUUUGCUGAUUCCCAGGCUGAUUUUACUGUGUUGAGAAUACUAGAACCCACCUCAAAGGGAGAAGGUUAUAUGAUUCAUAAAGAUGGAUCAUCUUCUUCUAUUGCGAGUGGGCCUGCAUGUUCUCAACCCUCCUCUGAUCAUUCUGGACAGUCUGGUAUUGGAAAAUCGAUUGAAACACCAGUGGAUUCUGAUGGAACUCCAGACAACAAAUUGAAGAGGAAGAUGCCCCUGGAAUGA